AUGAGCACUUCCAAAGCGUACUCAAGUCGCCAUCGACUGUUUGCCUCAGUUGGAAAUGAAGCUGACCUCGUUCUCCCACCCAUUCCUCAGGACACCAUAAAGUCUGCGCAGCAACUCUCCGGCGGGAAAGCAACUGAAUUCGAUGCAAUGCCUGCGGAGAUCUACAAAUACGGCAGCCACCAACUCCUAUUCCACGUAACCACGCUUUUUCAGGAGAUGUGGCGACAAGGCCAAGUCCCCCAGGACUUUAAGGACGCCACCUCUACUGUCCACCUCUACGAGCUAAAGGGGAAUCGCCAACUCCGUGACAAUCAUCGUGGAAUCUCGCUGCCCAGUGUCGCCGGCAAAAAUCUUCGCCGAGGAGCAAAAUUACAGCUUAGCUUACAGACU
Messenger RNA from Dibothriocephalus latus, 390 nucleotides. The record is from the annotation of a GenBank genome assembly. NCBI's taxonomy places the organism in Eukaryota, Metazoa, Platyhelminthes, Cestoda, Diphyllobothriidea, Diphyllobothriidae.